This is a messenger RNA of Bursaphelenchus okinawaensis, 7450 nucleotides long. The record is from the annotation of a GenBank genome assembly. Lineage: Eukaryota; Metazoa; Nematoda; Chromadorea; Rhabditida; Aphelenchoididae.
AUGAACAUUAUUGACGGUAACCAUCGAUAUGAGGAAAAAAACAAAGUAGGACAUUACGUAUACCCCAGCAAUUCAAUGGACCUUUACGCUAACGUAUGUCGACGAUUUUAAAAUUUUUGUUACCUAAAAUUUAAAAAAUUGCUCUUUUCUUUUUUGAAAUUUUAAAUUUUAUGUCUAAUGAGGGCACUAUAUCUAGUUUUUGGGGUGGGUUAUUCAAAAAAUUUUAUUUUGUUACCUAAAAUUCAAGAUUUGGCUUUUUAAUCUUAAAUUUUAAAAAUUGGUUUUUAGAUGCCAUUUUAUAUUUUAUGUGGGCAGGAUUUUGAGUUUUGAUACUUAAAAAGUUAUAUUUUUAAUUUUUGUUAGUUAAAAGCAUAUUUUUGUUACCUAAACCUUACUUUAUAGACCGUUCCGUCGUUGGAAACGGAGAUUUACGUCUUCACGGAAGAGAUGAAGUUCGUCAACGCCGCCACAAUGAAACGCCUACCCUACGUUACAGUACAUGCGGCCGUGGACGACGUCCUCAACACUCUUGGCUUUAAACAGACCAAGAUUCUGCAACGAUCGACGUGGAAAAUCGGCGAAUGGAACGAGUUUUUCGCCGGCGAAGAGAUCGACAAUCGCACGGUGGUGAUCAUCAUCGACACGCGAGGUGACCACAUGGAAACCGCGACCAGUCGAAGCUUGCCAAUACCUCUCCAAAACGUCACACUUCACGGGUUAUUGACGACGCACAUGGUGCCGAGCGAUGUGGUGGUACAGUUGUCCAUCUGCAAUUUCGCCGAGGUUUCGCAGGAGGACUGGGCCCGCUGCCGCAAAAUCAUCGCUAGCGUUUUACAAAACGAGUUUAUUGGGUAAGUUUGGGUAUGGAAAUGUUGGGAAUAGGCUGGGGGAGGGGGGAUGUCAGGAAGGUUAUUUUUUGUGGUAUAAUGAGUACAAAAUUUGAUAAAAAUUGAAAUUCGACCGAAAUAUGGCGAUACAUUUUGUUACCUAAAAUUUAAAGCUCUAUAUCUUAAUGAGUAGAGCUUGGAAUGAAAUAAAAUUUGGCAUGAAGUAAGACAGUACCAUAGGCUAGAAGUAUGCAAAAUUUCAGAUAUUUAUAUGCACUUUUAAAAGUUGAAUUUUGUUUUCCCCGCCAAAUUUUAAAAAUCACUAUAACUUGGCUCUUAAUGAUGUUUUUUCUGUAAAAUAUUGUUAGGUUUAAAAAUUUUAAUUGAUAAAUCGUUUCAGAAGACCGGUAUACGCUGAAGAAGCGUCCAUCUUUUUAAAUCAUUUAUUCAAACCAUGUACAAAACUAGAAGACAACAUAAUCGCCGAUGUUGUGCACGACGCGGAAAUGGCGCACGAAGAGCAAAAACGUCAACGAUGGCACGUUCUGGACGAGUUCAUUCAGCAAAACAAACGAGACCAGCAACAAAUGCGCCACAACAUGAAAGCCCAUCAAGAAUAUGUAAGAUAUAAGGUAUUUUCGAAAAAAUUUUGCGGAAAGUAUAGGACUGUAAGUUGCUUCUUCUUUUCUUCAUAACUUUUUUUAAACUAAGGUUAGAGGGUUGAAAUUUAGCUAUAUGGUAGACUAUUUAGUUGUCAAUUAUUUAGUAAAAUAUAAUUUUGAAAUGUAGUCAAAUUUUUAAGUUACAGUACUUUUACCGUAACCUACUUUUUUCAAAAUUUUUGCCAUUUUUGAAAUUUUUUUUGAAAAAGCGGUAAUGUAGAAUUGAAAAUCUUUAUAAAUUAUGUGUUUUCUAUGAAUAUUAAGUUGGUAUCUUACUGGCUAACAAAGUUAUGGCUAAUUGAAAAUGUCGAAAAUUGAAAAAAGUUCGGAUCCGCUUGGAAAAAUAUUCGUUUUUAGUGAUUUUUCUUAUGUUUUAGGCUUAAAUUGACAGUUUUAAAGUGGAUUUUUAAAUUUGAAUGGGACGUUUUUGGUUUAGACUUAAUAGUUUUAUUAUUGUCUAGGGGUGUAGUAAAGGUAAUUUGAUUUUAAAGCUCAAAAUAGUCCAUUUUUGAGUGUGCAAUAAAGUUUUGCCGCUUUUGCUUAUGAAACGCAAUUUAUCUUGGCGACAGAACUUUUUGGAGUUUCAAUAUUUUUAAUUUUUGAUCGAAAAAGAUCUAGAACUUUCUAAUUUAAAGUCUAAAAACCAACUUGUUACCUAAAAAACCAAGCACGAGAAAAAUCCCAAGAAAAGGGAAUUUUAAUAACACCGAAAUGCCAUUCCGUGCUAACAAUAUAAACCCUCUAAAGCAAACGAAAUUAGAAAUGUGAAAAAUUUUAAGCGAGAAACAGCAUUCCAGCUGUUUCUCGUCUCGAAUUUUUUUUUCACCAUACUCUCUUUUUACAAAAUUGCGGGCGCGUUCCACCGCCUCUCGACGAAACCCCACCCACAAUAUUCAAAAAAAGGUCGUAAAAAAUUUUUUAAUGGUAUUUUUUUUUGGAUUUUUUUCAUAGUUGUCCAGUCUUUUAUUCAGCAGCGAGCAUGCAAUUUCUCAUUUCUCUCCGCUUGCGAAGCGGUUUUUGCGGGAAUUAUUUUUCUUCUUCUCUACUUUGACAGCGGUUUUGAGGGCUUGAAGUAAAGGUUGUGAGGGGUAGGUUGAGGUGGGUUUUUGGGCAGGGUAGGGUGAAUUUGUGAGUGGAAGAUAGGGUGGAUUGGCGGGCGGGGUAGGGUGAUGAGAUGGGUGUUUUAAGGAAGAAUAACGCUGUCUUGACAGCGUUUUUGAGGGCUUGAAGUAAAGGCCGUGAGAGGUGAGAUGAGCUUGAGGCAGGGAAUUAUGGUUGAGUAGGGCAGAAUAGUAUGGUUGAGUAGGGCGGGACAGGGUAGAAUUCAGUAAAGUAGGGUCAUUUUAUGGUGUUUUAAAAAAGAAUAAAACAGCUUUGAUAGGGGUUUGAGGGCUUGAAUUCAAGGUUGAGGGGUAGGUUAAUGUGGGCUUAAGGCCAGGGUGGGGUAGGGUUUAGUAGGGCUUAUGGUACAGUAUGGGGACAUUUUCGGGCAGGGGUAUUUUGGGAAGGAUAACAUGACGUUGACAGCGAUUUCGAAAGCUUGAACAUCACUCUUAUAAAUCAUUUACCUUAAUCAUAAAACACCCCUUACCAGUCCUACCCUACUCUAAAAUCACACCUAGAAUUUACCCUACUAUUAAAUCAUCUUUGUCCUUUAGUUUUAUUAUAUGUAAUACCUUUGUGGUUAAAUUUUUUGUUUUUCUAUUUUAAAACUGCGCUUUUGAUUCAUAUUUAAAUUUACCGUUAUGCCGGGUAAAAUCAGAAAAAUUUUUAACGCUCAAGUUAUCUAUAAAUGGCUUCUUUAUCAAAUGUCUUUAUCGAAAAAUUCGAUCGCCACUCAUUGUGGAACAAAAAAUUUUUAAAUCAAGACUAAAAAUGUUUUUUUAAAAAGUUUUUUAAAUGCACUUUAAGUUAAUUUUUGAUGUUUAGAAAAUUAGGUAUAAAACUUUAAAAACGCUGAAAAAAUAUGGUUAUACUCUAGGUAAGUGUUAUUACUCUAGUUUUUCGAAAUAAAACUAAAAAUUUGAAACCAUCUGGUUCCAAUAUGACAUAGUUUGUUUUUGAAGUUUUGGUUAACCUCUUUUGUCACUGUGAUCUUUUACUAUGUUUUAUGUAUCACUUCAGAAAUUUAGGCGUUUCGAAGUUUUAAAAACCUGAGGCGAAACAAUUUUGAAAUUUUUUUUGGUCUGACUUGUAAAACGCAGGCUUGGACUCAAUACAUUAACGGUUUUUUUGGUCUCCUGCCCUGUUAUGGCCCUGUCCAGUUAUUUUAUCCUUUAGUAUACCCUGCCUUGUAAUGGGCUGCCUUUUUAUGUUAUACUCUGCUAUGCCCUGUCCUCAUAUGCCCUGCACUGUUAUGCCCUACCCGGUACAGGGAAUUUCAUUCACAUGCCUUGUCCUACCCAGUACAGGGCAUUUCAUUUUCACUCAAUGUCCUACCCUGCUAUAGCGUACUCUCCCAGAGCAGCUAUGGUGUUGAGUUUGUGAAACUCUACUGUCUUCCUUCUUUUAAAAUUUUUGUCGACCCCCGGUGGGAAGGAAUGUCUGUGCCUUCUUUUUGCCUGUCUUUCUCUAGUUUUCUCUCUUUCUCUGGCUGUCUCUCUCUUUCUCUUUUGUGAUCUCUCUGGCUUGUAUAGGAAGCGGUCUUCUUUAAUUUUUUAAAAAAUUUUUUGGUGUUUCUCACCUCCUACUCGCCAUAGAGAGAAAUUUUUUCGUUUUCUCAUCUUUUACCAGCUAUAGGAAAUUUUUUUUUAAUUUUGUUAUGCUUAAUACAGUGGAACUCCUAUAUAAGGAACUCUUCUAUAACAAUGUGUUUCAAACCCCCCCCCCCUGCGAUUUGUUAUAUAGGAGUUCAUUUGUUAUACAGAAGCUUCACUGUGUCUGUAGGCCUUCUUCCAACGAAAGUGUCCUUUUCACGCCAUUUUUUUUGUCAUCUUGAAACAGGACCUGUCUUACCCUCUCUAGAAACAGGACCUAGUCUCACCAUCAGAAAGAGUCUCACCCCCUCUAGAACCCAGAAAGAGUCUCACCCCCUCUAGAAAAUCUAGUGUUUCUAAUUCCCCCUACUCUCAAUUUGAAACAUCGUGCCUCUUUUUUAAAAAAUAUGGUCAAAAGACGACCGGUGGGGGGACAAACCGAAGGUCAGGCGGCCUUUUCCCUUUUUCCCCCCAAAAAAGUCAAAAGAGAGAGUUUGCUCGUUAUUCUACCAUUUUUUAACCAAAUUCCAAAAAAAAGUAUUAAACAUUGCCUAAUUGUAUUCGAAAAAAGAGUGUCAUUGGCCUAAAAAUAUUGGAUUGGACUAAGAAAAAAGGCUAACGAUAUUAGGUGCCGUAGGGUUAAUAUUGAUGGUACUGGACUAUAAAAUACUGUAGAACUGUUGUUUUUAGUACUAGACUAAACAUACUGUAAAAUACUAGGCUACACUUUCUGUAAAGUACUAGGCUAAACCUACUGUACUGUUAAGUACUAGGCCAAAAGCACUGUACUAUUGACUUUUGAAGAUACUAAGCUAAAGCUACUCUAUUGUUAGUACUAUUGGUCCGAGGCUGAAAUUACUGUAUUAUCAUUACUGUAGGCAUUAGGCUGAAUUACUGUGCUCUUAGUACUGGAGUUACAAAGCUAAAGGCAUUAUACUAAAGGUGCUCUAAAUACCGGCCUGAAAAUGCUGUACUAAAAGUACUAUACGUUCUGACCUAAUUAAUCUAAACUGACCCCCUAGGUGUUAUAUCAUUUGGUACUGGUAGUGCAAGUUUCUAUAUUACCUAAAUUUUCUAUCUGACGAUUUUACACUAAUUCAUUUACCUAUUGUUACUAUUCAUAUAACCUAAAAUCAUCAUUUGCCUACUGUAUUACCUAAAAAAUUCUAUUAAAAUCGAUCGAAAUUGCUUAAACCCCCAAAAAUGGACCUAUAUUACCCAUACGCGUUUCAGCACAUCCCAGUCUCGUUGCCAGGCCUAAAUGUCCCUUCAACGUCGGCUCCACAACAUCAAGUCAUCGUACAUCCGGACCCGCCAAAUCCGCGGAAACGAUCGCAUUGGGAUGCGGACUACCCCAACCUGCCCAAGUCCGAAACGCCGGUUUCAUCGACGAAAGGCGAACGAAAGAAGAAACAGAGCUUUAUCAACCUGAGCGAGGCCGAAAAGGAACGGCUAAGGGUGGGUUUUGAAGAUUUUUAAAAGUUUUUUUAAAUUUAAAAAAAAGUGUUGUUGGUCGAAAAAUCAACAAGGGGGACCAAGCUCAAUUUUAAAAAAAAUUCUUGAGGUCGGGAAGGGUUUAUAAGUUUAAAAACUUUGGUUAAGGGUUUAGAAAUGCUAGGUGGUUAAUUUUGAAUGAAAGAGAAAAAAAAAUUUGGGCGGGGUAAAAAACAUUUUUUGGGGGAGGAGCGGAGGAAUAAAUUUUUUUUUGUAUUUUAGGAUUGCUUAGGUAGUCCACUUGCUUUUUUUGAAAAAAAACUGGGCGUGGUAAAAAAUUUUUUUUUGAGUGGGGGGGGACGACAAAUUUUUUUAUUUUUGGAAACGUAUCAUGAAAAAAAAAUAAUUUUUUGGGAGGGGUGAUCAUUCUAAAUUUUUUUGAAGGUUUACAGAGCUCAUUUUUUCAAAAAUUUAUCUCCUCAAUUUUUCAGUACAACAACAGUCUAACCCUGUUCGUGAUGAACGAGAAAACCGAAACGAUUUGUGGCGGUACCACUUUCGAAGGACCCAUUAACUCAAUGGCCGACGUCAUCUUCAGGACCGUACCCGAUUUGGAGAGGGUAUUGUUCAUCGAAUAUAUUACCCAAGAUGGGCGAAUCACCACAGCCAAGCUGGAUGAUGAACCUCCAUCGUCGCGGAUCUUUGUUACUGUCGACACUUCGAAUGUGAGAUUUAGGCUUAUUUUUGGUGGUUUAGGCUUGGGUAUGAGGUAUUGGAAUACUGUGAUAGGCUUAGGUUUGUAGUUUUAGGCUUGAGCUUAAGGGCGUAUACAGGCCUUAGGCUUCUAGGCCUUAGGCUUCUAGGCCUUAGGCUUCUAGGCCUUAGGCUUCUAGGCCUUAGGCUUCUAGGCCUUAGGCUUCUAGGCCUUAGGCUUCUAGGCCUUAGGCUUCUAGGCCUUAGGCUUCUAGGCCUUAGGCUUCUAGGCCUUAGGCUUCUAGGCCUUAGGCUUCUAGGCCUUAGGCUUCUAGGCCUCAGGCUUCUAGGCCUCAUGCUUCUAGGCCGCAGGCUUCUAGGCCUUGAGCUUAUAGACCUUAGGCUUCUAGGUCUUAGGCUUUGAGGCAUUAAGUUUCUAGAUCUUAGGCUUUAAGCUUUUAGGCUUUAGCCAUCUAGGCGUUAGGCUUUUUGGCUUAACUAAAUGUUUGUUUUUUAGAACAACAUUGGAAAAGAGACCGAAUUCACGGAACUCCCACCCGAACUAACCCAAUACGACCUGACAACUCUCCUGAGUUCGGUGUCAGACGUUGGACCAAUCUUCGAGAAGUUCCGCCUAGGCCAACAGUUGGACAAAGACGAGAUGAAAAAGAUCAAACCGUUGAUUGCCUCACCUCUGCAGCGAUUUGUUUCACGGUAAGAUGUUGUUUUAGGUAGUGUUUUGGGUUUUUAGGUCAUAUGAGGGUCUUAUAUAAAGUCUUGUCGUUUUUUGACGUGGUAAUGCACUGGAUUUGGCGACAAGACUUUUUAGUGGGAAAAAAUAGUCUAAAAUUGGUUUUUUUAUUGAAAAAAUUUUUUUUGAAAUUCAAAAAUGAAAAAAAAUAUUACCUAAAAUACUAAAAACUAAAUUUACAGACGUGCCGCAACCCAAAAAGAGCGCCAACUGUGGCUAAAACACCUAUUCGCCUUCUUCCCGCUAUGGGACCAACUGAUCAGCCGGUCCAGUCCACACCGGUCCGAGUUCGACGCCGCCAUUUUCAACAACUUUUACAACUUCCAAGCGAAACGACAUCGUGUCAUUAGGAAGGUGCUGAACGUGCGGACCUCCGUGGACCAAUAA